CUUUGAUGGGGACGAGCCGAGCCCUCGAUGACCGCGACGCGAGGGGCAGGUCGCAUUUGGUUGGUCCUCCUCCCCCCGCUCCUUCAUCCUACCUCUCCUCCUCCUCCUCCCUCCGCCUCCUCGGCCGCCGAGCCGCGGACAACGGACGGGCAACUCCGGGGUGCCGCCUCCAACUUCCAGCUCCAGCGAUGGAUAUGUCUUCUAGCUCUUACCAUCAGGAAAUUAGCCUUUUUUAUUUUUACCAUGAGUAAAAGCCGAGGUCCGCAGCUUUCGUGAUCAUUCUAAGCAGAGGUUCUUAUCAUACAAUUGCUAUCGGCAACAGGAGAAGAGUACUAAAAUCGUACUUAAUUGGGUUUGUCCAGCCUCUGGUUCCUGCGGAAAUGAAAUCUGGGCUGUGUACUAUCUAUUAACUGCAAAGGGCUACUUGUAUCGUGCAAGGAUAAUUUGCCUUACUUGCAUGAAAUAGUGUAGAAGUGACCUGUUACUUUCACUUGUUAGUUUCACUUUCAUUAGUGUCUGUGGAUGUUGAGGGUCAUUCCCAUUGCGGAAAUACAUUGUGAAGGUGAAACUGACAGGCAUCCUCUCCUGAUGGAUAGAGGAAGUAACACAACUGGCCACGAACACUUGGUUGAUAUACCACAGGUUAAUAAUGUGGAAAAUUUGUCAGCAGAGGUGCAUCAGAUCAACAGAUCUUCAAUCAGCACAUCUCCUCUUGUCUCUCGAACAUCUUCAAUGUCACCUGACAAUGCUAACUCUGAAAAUGGUUCUGUAAAUAGAAGAGCAGAUAAUUAUGUUCGAAGGAGCAGGAACCCUUUAAAUUCUGGUUUGUGGAUUUCUGUUGAACUUGUUGUCAACGUCAGCCAGAUUGUAGCAGCUAUUAUAGUCCUCUGCUUGUCUAGAAAUGAGCAUCCUCAUGCUCCAUUAUUUGAAUGGAUCAUUGGUUAUACAGUAGGCUGUGUCGCUACUCUUCCUCACCUUUAUUGGCGCUACAUUCAUCGCAACAAUCAAGGUUCUAUUCAAGAGUCAACUCAUUCAAACCAGACAAACAUCCACAACAAUACUCCUGAAUAUGAAUCUGCUUCUGUUACUGCAAACUCAGGGCGUGAAAGCAACCAUUCAAUUGCUUCUGACACACAAGUUGGACAAAACAUUAUAAUUUCUAAUCCAAGGAUUAAUGCACUUUUUGAUCAUUUCAAGAUGGGCUUGGAUUGCUUUUUUGCUGCAUGGUUUGUUGUCGGAAAUGUACGGAUAUUUGGUGAUCGUUCCUCCCCUGAGGAUGCACCCAAUCUGUUCCGGUUAUGUAUAGUCUUCCUUGCAUUCAGCUGUGUUGGGUAUGCAAUGCCCUUCAUUUUGUGUGCAACCAUCUGUUGCUGCUUGCCGUGUAUAAUAUCCGUCAUGGGUUUUCGAGAAGACACAAACCACGAUCGAGGUGCCACUCCUGAAUCAAUCAACGCACUCCCAACAUACAAAUUUAAAUCUAAGCGGCGGCAUAACAGAGGAGAGGGCGGAAGCAACUCAGAUACUCAAGGUGGAGGGGUAUUUGCUCCUGGCACAGAUAAAGAGAGAAUCAUGUCUGCCGAAGAUGCUGUUUGCUGCAUAUGCCUGGCUAAAUAUCUGGACAACGAGGAGCUCCGUGAACUGCCCUGCCGCCAUUUCUUCCACAAGGGUUGUGUGGAUAAAUGGCUCAAGAUAAAUGCUCUCUGUCCCCUUUGCAAAACGGAGAUUGAAGACACCGCGUCUUCCACAACGAGCGGUGGCAACAACCGCAACCGGUGGAUGGCAGGAAGCAGCGUUUAACAACAAACAAUGAGCAGAUGCCUUUAUCGCAAUCGGAAUGAUCCCCGAUGAUGAGUCGCUGAUUCCUUUAUGUCAAAGGAUUGAUUUCCCAUGUAGAGCAAAAGAAAAAAACAGAAAGAAGGAAAUGCAGCAGAUGCCUUGAUUCUGUGUCAAACUCUUUUGAACAGGUCUAGUUUUGUAUAUAUAUGUAUCAGUGAAUUCAGAGACGAUCAUCAUCAAAUCAUUUUUAUUGGAACAAUUGAAAUCUAAUUGAGAUUAUAUAUUUCUUUCUUUCUA
Messenger RNA from Zingiber officinale, 2073 nucleotides. Its product is annotated as E3 ubiquitin-protein ligase At1g63170-like. The record is from RefSeq and is a predicted model, not a curated record. The transcript is spliced from 5 exons. Bases 523 to 1797 code for a protein of 424 amino acids. NCBI's taxonomy places the organism in Eukaryota, Viridiplantae, Streptophyta, Magnoliopsida, Zingiberales, Zingiberaceae.